Actinia tenebrosa (Australian red waratah sea anemone) is the source of this 904-nucleotide messenger RNA. RefSeq names its product neurotrypsin-like. Gene Ontology annotation, cellular component: membrane. Lineage: Eukaryota; Metazoa; Cnidaria; Anthozoa; Actiniaria; Actiniidae. The record is from RefSeq and is a predicted model, not a curated record.
AUGUUGAAUUACUCCAAGGCAGUUACAGCAACGACUGCUAGCGUCAAAGGAACUGGUCCUAUAUGGCUUAAAUUAAGAGGUUAUGGUUGCUAUGGACACGAAGAAUCUAUUGAUCAGUGUCCUCAUGGUGGCUGGGGUAACACUGGUGGAUGUAUUCACAGCCGUGAUGCUGGAGUGGUAUGUGGCAAUCUAACACCAGAGGAGAAAGCGAUCGAAGUUCGUCUGGUGGGAGAUCAAAACCAUACUGGCAAAGUAGAAAUCCUGUAUCAAGGGACCUGGGGAGUAGUGUGUUAUUAUUUGUGGGAUACACGAGAUGCUCACGUGAUCUGCAAAAUGCUUGGUUACAAAGCAGCUAAACACGCAAUUCGGUUUAUUGAAGGAGAGACACCAAGAAGAACKCUCAUGGGUCUUGUGGGAUGCAGUGGUAGAGAAAAGUCGAUAKCAGAGUGUGCUCACCGUGGAUGGUGGAAGGUUUCUUCAUGGUGCUCGAAUAAACGUCUUGCUGGGGUGGUUUGUCAGGCAAAUGAAGAUCCUCCACCAGUUCAAGUUCGUUUAGCUGGAGGAAGGUCAAACAAUUUUGGUCGACUUGAAGUCAGAAACCAUGGUCAGUGGGGUACUGUAUGUAAAUAUGGAUGGGACAAGAAAGACGCUGAGGUGGUGUGUCGUAUGCUUGGUUACCCUGGAGUACAGGAAUACAUAACCACCAACUUUACACCCGUCAAGGGUAUAAUAUGGCUGAUGAACGUCGGUUGUACAGGAAGAGAAACGUCGAUUGCAGACUGCAGUCACAAUGGAUGGGGUAAUGCAGGCUGUAUUCACAGUAGUGACGUUGGAGUGACGUGUAUGAAGGAACGCAACGUCUGAUGUAUAGGUGUUCGUCUAGUGGAUGGCAAGACUCCUAACG